GAAAUCAGAGUACAAACCAGCCGAGCAGCGCGACCGAGAUGACCCACUUUUCGGUUUUCGCACCAACUGCUAUCCGAAAAAAUUGUGCUUCUAAAUGGAAUUAAAUUGAAUUUUUUUUGUGAAAAGCAGUUGUUAACUAAACUCGCGCCUAAUAUAUGUAGCUUAGUUUCGAUAUUAUGUACAACUCGUAGCCGUAGCCUAGUGUAAACUCUAUGCAUUUAUGUGAAUUCGCCAGAGGAAACGUGGAAGAGGAAACUUGGCAUAGGCGACCUGAAAAAGCACCAGCAGUGAGCAAGAAGAAGCACCAGAAGCAGCAAAAAAGUCGUCAUAGGGGCAGCCACAGCAUGCCGUACGAGUCGAUGCACCACCAUCAGUCGGCGGCCGCUGCCGUGGCCGCUGGCACCGCUCCCAACGGAAUGCUGGACUCCCUCAGCCUCCAGCUGCGGGACUCGGAAAUGCGACGCACAGAGAUUGAACGGGCGCAUCAGGAAACCCUGGCACAAAUUCGCAAUCUAAGCGGAAGCGCUCGUCCCGAUGCCGAGGCGGUUGAGAACCUACAGUCGAGAGCCCGUGAACUGGAAAAGAAGGUUUCGCUGGAAAACGUGCACUGCGAGGAGCUGCAAAUCGAACUGUCGGCCGCCUUGAAGGCCAAGGCAGCGCGUUCGGGCCAAUCCUCCCACAUGGGCAGUGGCGCUACGGGGUCCGGCGGUGGACUCAUUCCAACAUCGGCUAGCAGUUCCACCGUCACAUGGGCACCGACAAUCAGUCACCAGGACCAAGGCUCGGAGAUUGAUAUCAUAAUGGCAAAGAUUGAGCAGGAUAAUCGUGUGCUGGCCGAGCUGGAGCAGCCUCGCACCUCGGCCAGCGCCAGCAUGUCAGCAUUGCCGCCCAGUUCCAUGUUGAGCACGGUAAAUAGCGAAUUUAGAACCAUAUCAAAGAGUGAACUCGAAGAAGAACUGAAUCGUUAUAAAAGGGCCGUAUUAGGCGGCACCUCGAGCGGCUGCGUCUCGGCUUUAUCCUCCGGCUAUUCGAGUCUGCCGCACUCCCUGGCCUCCACGCUGCCCAAUGGUGCCAGCACCAGUUUGAGCGGCGCCAGCGUUGGCUCGCAGAGCGUGGCCGCCGCCGUUGGAGCUGGAGCUGGGAGUAGUGGCCUCCAAUCCAUAUCGGCCCUGGUGCCCAACUCAAUCAGCGGCAUAUCCUCGAGUCUAAGCAGCCAUGCCAUACAAUCACUGAACGCGGCCGCCUACGGCGGCAUUGGCCAGAGCUCCGUAGAGAAGCUGCUGAGCGGUACUAGUGGCAUCACUGGCAUCCCACCAUUGCCGGUAAAUAUUCACACGAUGAAGGCUAUGCCAACGGCAUUAAGUCAGCGCGGAACAAUACAACUGUACAAUUUACAGAGCACAACCAUGCCCCUCCUGUCACUCAACUCGCAUAACCUGCCGCCCGCUGGCUCGAGCAGCUACUCCGGUCUGGGGCUGGGUGGCAGCGGUGGCGCCGCCGGCUCCUCGCUGACGCAUCCCACCCUGGGCAACAUCAGCAUGCUCGAUACCAGCGCCCUGCUGGGCGCGGCCGGACUUGGUCUGGGCGCCGGGCCAAGCGGCAGUGGCAUCACGGGCGCCACAUCGCUGUAUGGCCUGAGUGCCGGAGCCGCCGGAGGAUUGGGCAGCUCGUAUGGUCCACCGUUUCUAGAUGUGGCCUCGAGCGCCUCGUAUCCGUUCACGUCGGCUGCCCUGCGUCAGGCCUCCAAGAUGAAGAUGCUGGAUGAGAUCGAGAUACCACUGACCCGGUACGGCAACCGGAGCUCACCCUGCUCGCCAAUACCGCCCAGCAAUUGGGGUCUGGACGAAUUCGCAGAUGGCCUGAGCCUCUGCAUGAUGCACAAUCGGGGUGGCCUGGCGCUGGGUGCCCUGGAUCUCGACACUCGAAAUCAUGGCUUGAAUGGAGCCAGCGAACCGCAAGUGGAUAUGCUGGAUAUUCCUGGAAAGGGCCGCUGCUGCGUGUUCAUAGCCCGUUUUCCGUACGAUCCACCCGAGGAGGCUGAGGGCGAGCUGUCUCUCUGCACCGGCGACUAUCUUCUGGUGUGGACCAGCGGCGAGCCCCAGGGUGGCUAUCUGGAUGCGGAGCUACUGGAUGGACGACGCGGCCUAGUGCCCGCUUCAUUUGUACAGCGCCUAGUGGGCGACGAUCUGCUGGAAUUCCAUCAGGCGGUUCUAUCGACACUGCGCGAUGCCGAGGACGGCUCGAUGCAGUGCGACACAACGUCGCUGCCCUCCUUGCCGCCGCACAACCCAUUGCUCACACACACCCACGAGGACCUGGCACGUUUGAGUGAGACGCACACCGAUCUGGAGCACGACCAGGAUGACAUUAGCGAUAAUGUUCCAGCACCCAAACACUUGACGCUGGAACGGCAGCUGAAUAAGAGCGUGCUCAUUGGCUGGUCACCACCGGAGCCAGUGGGCUACAAUCUCAUCGAGAGCUAUCAUGUCUAUGUGGAUCGUGUGCUGAAGGUCUCUGUGAAGGCUAAUGAACGCACACGCGCACUAAUCGAGGGCGUUGACUCCACACGGCCGCAUCGCAUCAGCGUGCGGAGCGUGACCCAGAAUCGGCAGACGUCCCGGGACGCCGCCUGCACCAUGAUCAUCGGGCGAGACACAUCACAUCUGGGCCCCUCGGCGGUGCGCGCCUCGCACAUAACGUGUUCCUCGGCGGUCAUCUCGUGGCAGCCGGCCAAUUCCAACCACCAGCACGUGGUGUGUGUGAACAAUGUGGAGGUGCGCACCGUCAAGCCGGGCAUGUAUAGGCACACCAUCACCGGUCUGGCGCCGAGCACCCAAUACCGGGUGACCGUUCGGGCCAAGCAUCUGCGGGCGGUGGGGCAGCAGACACCCCAGACGCCGGGCAGGCCCGGACAGGAGGAGGCACCCGGUGCCUAUGCAGAUUUCCGCACCCUCACCAAGGGCCUGCCCGAUCCGCCGCAGGAGAUUCAGCUUGAGGCUGGGCCACAGGAUGGUACCAUUCUGGUGACAUGGCAGCCGGUCGCCAGGCCCACCGCGACUGGGCCUGUUACCGGCUAUGCUGUGUACGCCGAUGGUAAGAAGGUCACCGACAUCAAUUCGCCCACCGGCGACCAUGCCCUCAUCGACAUCGGCAAGCUGGGCGUCUUCAAUCCGCGGGCCGUGACCAUACGCACCAAGUCACGGGACUCCCAAUCGGCGGACAGUGCGCCCAUCUUGAUACCAAACACUGUGCGCAAUGCCGUUGCUCGCCGGGGACCAAAUCAGAUGGGCAUGGGUCCGCAGCUGCCGCAGGGGCCACACGGCAUGCAGCAGCAGAUGGGGGGCAUGCCCGGGCAGGUGGGACAGCAGCAGCAGCCGCUUAUGAUGGGCCAACAGGAUCCUCACGGUCAGUACGAUCCCAACCACAUGCAACAGCAGCAGCAGCAGCAGCAGCAACAGGGCAUGCAGCAGGGCAUGCAGCAGGGCAUGCAGCAGGGGAUGCAGCAGGGACAGCAGCCCGGUCAGCCGGGUCAUCAGCCCGACGGAGGCUCCGGCUUGUUAGGUGGCCUGCUCGGUGGCCUCUUCUCGAAACCCACACAGAGUCAAGUGAACCAGAAUGGAUACCAGCCGGGGGCAGCAGGAGCUCAGCGUGGCAUGGCGCCUUUGCCGGGCAGACCGCAGGGGCCACAGCAGCAGCAGCAGCAGCAACAGCUACAGCAGCAGCAGCAGCAGCAGUACGGUCCUCAGGGCCCCAGAGGAGGGCCACGCUUUCGAGGACCAGUUCCCGGGCAGAUGAACAUGCAGGGUCAGCAAAUGCAAGGUCAGAUGCCUGGACAGAUGCAGGGUCAGAUGCAGGGUCAGAUGCAGGGUCAGAUGCCUGGACAGAUGCCUGGACAGAUGCAGGGUCAGAUCCAGGGUCAGAUGCCUGGACAGAUGCCUGGACAGAUGCCUGGACAGAUGCCGGGACAGAUGCCUGGACAGAUGCCUGGUCAGAUGCCUGGUCAGAUGCAAGGUCAGAUGUCUGGUCAGAUGCCCGGACAAAUGCCCGGACAGAUGCCAGGACAAAUGCCCAAUCAGAUGAUGGGUCCACGUGGUCCCCUCAACCAGCAGCAACAGCAACAGGGCCAGCACCAACCUGGCGGCCAGCAGCCGGGACAACAGCAGCAGCAACAGCAGAAGAAACCCCGCUACUUUGUUGCCAUGUUCGACUACGAUCCAUCGACCAUGAGUCCCAAUCCCGAUGGAUGCGACGAAGAACUGCCGUUCCAAGAGGGUGAUACGAUCAAGGUCUUUGGUGAUAAGGAUUCCGAUGGCUUCUACUGGGGCGAGCUGGCCGGUCGGCGAGGCUAUGUGCCGCACAACAUGGUCUCCGAGUUGGAGGACACAGCGGCACCGAUGGCUGCAGGUGGUCAGAUGCCUGGUGCCAUGCAGGGCGCCGUUGGCGGCCAAGCUCAGGUGAUGCCAGGUCAGGUAGUGCCCCAACAGAGCAUGCGCAACGUGAGCCGCGAUCGUUGGGGCGACAUCUAUGCGAACAUGCCGGUGAAGCGGAUGAUUGCCCUCUACGACUACGAUCCUCAAGAGUUGAGUCCCAAUGUGGAUGCCGAGCGCAGGGCAAGCCGUGCGGGGAGUGGUCUUAUGGGUGGUCUGUUGGGUAGUUUUCUGCCAGGCUUCCGCCAGGACGUGGCAAGUGAACAGGUGGAACUGUGCUUUAAGACGGGCGAGAUCAUUUUGGUCUACGGUGAGAUGGAUGAAGAUGGUUUCUACAUGGGCGAACUGGACGGCGUACGAGGCCUGGUGCCGUCUAACUUCCUGGCCGAUGCGCCCGACCAGUACAACAACCAGAUGGGUCCCAGCGGCUCGGCCGGCCGUGGUGGGCUCAGUCAGCGGGGCAGGGGCCAGGGACCCGGUGCGAGAGGACCACCGCCGCCGCCGCGGGAUAAUAUGAUGCCUGGCGCGGCCGGGCGUGGUCAACCAGGUAAAAAUGCUCGCCCUGCUUCCCCUACACUGUUAGACAACACGGGCCAUCCUGCCCCCGAUCACCAAACGCAGGGGAUGAUCGGCCGCGUUGGUAAUCAGCAGCAGCAGCAGCCGUACGGUCAGCAACAGACGCAAAUGGGACAACAGCAACAGCAGCAGCAGCAGCAACAACAGCAGCAGCAGCAGACACAGCAACAGCAAAUGGGACAACCUGGAAUGAUGGGCAUGGGCCAGCAGCCGCAACAGCAGAUGGGGCAACAGCAGAUGGGACAGCAGCCAAUGGGCGGCAUGGGACAGAUGGGGCAAAUGGGCCAAAUGGGUAUGGGAGGACAACAGCAGCAGCAACAGCCGCCGGUCACGACGCAGGCGCAAACGGGUGGCCUGUUCUCCGGCGCGACUAGCCUGCUCUCUGGUGCUACUUCGGCUGCCACCGGUGGUCUAUUUGGGUCGAAGCAACCGCCCAAAACGGAUCCAAUGCAACCACCCGGCGGUGUGCAGCCAACGCAGCAACAAGCAAAUGCCUUUGGUGCACAGCCCGGGAUGCAACAGCAGGGCAUGCAACAGGGUAUGCAACAGGGCAUGCAACAGGGUAUGCAGCAACAGGGUAUGCAGCAACAGGGCAUGCAACAGCAGGGUAUGCAACAGCAGGGCAUGCAACAGCAGGGUAUGCAGCAACAGGGCAUGCAGCAGGGCAUGCAACAAGGCAUGCAACAACCGCAACAGCAGCAACAACAAGUGCCACCGCAAGCCCAGCCCCCGCCGCAGGGCGGCGGUCUGCUGGGCGGCCUCAAGGGCAUUGCAGCGGCGGCGCCCGGCGGCGAUGUCCUCUCGAAAGGCAAAGAUCUAUUUGGCAAAUUUGGGUUCGGCUUUGGCAAAUAACCCCGGUCAUUCCAUAGGGUCCUGUUAUAUUAUUCGUAGAUUAGACCUAUUAUUACUACUAUGAUUAUGAUUAUAAUUAUUGCUACUGAUUAUAAUUAUGAUUACUAAGCUAAUAUAAAACAAAAACCAACAAAAACGCUAAGAAUGAUAACAAAAACAUAAAAAUUAAAUAAAAUGAAACCCAAAUCCCCGGUCCACAGUGGGCUAAUGUGAAAGUUGUUGUUGUUGUUGAUAUGAUAAAACAAAAACAAAAAACAAAAACAAAUGAUAAAAACUGCAACUAAUAGUACUAAUGGUAAUAUUUUUUAUUAAUUAAAUUGAUAGAAAAAUAUUAUGAGUGACAGACAACAACAGCAGCAGCAUCCCAGGGCAGCCACAAAGGAAAAUCCGACAAAUGAAUUGUUGUAAAAUUAUUUAACAAAUACAGAAAGAAAAAAAAAACAGAAUCAAAACCCAUUAUCCCAAA
Molecule: messenger RNA, 6321 nt
Organism: Drosophila miranda
Lineage: Eukaryota; Metazoa; Arthropoda; Insecta; Diptera; Drosophilidae
Gene: Rbp
Exons: 20
Coding region: 213-5855 (1880 amino acids)
Biological process (GO): neuromuscular synaptic transmission
Molecular function (GO): protein binding
Source: RefSeq, a predicted model, not a curated record